Platichthys flesus (European flounder) is the source of this 2874-nucleotide messenger RNA. RefSeq names its product proteolipid protein 1a (gene plp1a). Gene Ontology annotation, cellular component: plasma membrane; myelin sheath. Gene Ontology annotation, molecular function: structural constituent of myelin sheath. The record is from RefSeq and is a predicted model, not a curated record. The transcript is spliced from 7 exons. NCBI's taxonomy places the organism in Eukaryota, Metazoa, Chordata, Actinopteri, Pleuronectiformes, Pleuronectidae. Bases 95 to 832 code for a protein of 245 amino acids. Gene Ontology annotation, biological process: axon development; central nervous system myelination.
AUCAUCAUCAUCAUCAUCAUCACUGGAGCAGCUGCAGAGGAGGCAGACACAGUGAAAUCACCGACGGGUCGUGAACGCAUCCUUCCUUCCAGACAUGGGUUGCUACGACUGCUGUAUGCGCUGUUUGGGUGGGGUGCCGUAUUGCUCCCUGGUCGCCACACUGCUGUGUUUCUCUGGCAUCGCCCUCUUCUGCGGCUGUGGGCACCAGGCGCUCACAGAGACAGAGAGACUCAUCGAGACUUACUUCGCCCGCAACCUUCAGGACUACAUCACCCUUGCCUACAUCAUACAAUAUUUCCAGUAUGUCAUCUACGGCCUGGCCUCCUUUUUCCUCCUCUACUGCAUCGUGCUGUUGGCCGAGGGCUUCUACACCACCAGCGUUGCCAGGCAAACCUUCGGGGAGUUCAGGAGCACCAUGUGCGGCCGCUGCCUCAGCUCCUCGUUCAUAGUGAUGACGUAUGUACUGGCUGUGCUGUGGCUGCUGGUGUUUGCCUUCUCCGCCCUGCCUGUCUACUUCUUCUACAACAUGGAUGCCACCUGCCACACUAUCGACGUCCUGACCGAGACCCCAGCGAGUAUCAACCAGCUCUGUGUCGACGCCAGGCAAUACGGGCUCCUGCCAUGGAAUGCAGUGCCAGGGAAAGCCUGUGGUAUGACUCUGUCCAAUGUUUGCAAGACCCGAGAGUACCGAACGACCUACGACCUCUACAUCGCCGCCUUCGCCGGAGCGGGCAUCACUCUGCUGGCUCUGCUGACCUAUACUGUGUCCACCACCUAUAACUUUGCGGUUCUGCGGUAUCACGGGAGAAAGGGGAUAGGUGCACGGUGCUAGGCUCGCCAGCUUCCUGCCCGCUCUGUCACUUCUUCACCACCAACAAGGGGCUCUAAAGGCAAAAACAACAAUUCUCUACUCCCACGUCCUCCUGCACGGGGCCACCUGUGGUUAUGGACUAUGAAAUCGUGUCUCUCCUUUGUUCUGUUUUUCAUUUCUCUUGUUGGAAACGUUAUUUUGUAUUUCUCUUUGUUUUUUGCAUACAUUUGUUUUUUCUGCUGUGUUUUUUCAGUUCACCAAACAUCUCUGUGAAUCAUUGCUUUCUUUCCUUGCUGAGGCUAGUGUCUCAGAUUAUUAUUUAGUGAAAUAAUAACACCACACUAAUAAAUUAACAAGUGCAAGAAAUACCCACCAACUGGCAACAUAUCUGCAGCUAGAAUGCAGCUGUUCCGGAGAAUGGGGGAUUAUGGGUUGCCUUAGCGACUGUCCCUCACAUCUGGUUGCCACGGUGGUAGAUGAGCGUGCAUUUGCAGUCUCAUGCUGACCUCGGGACUUUUCUCACGAGCCAGAGAAAGGCCUCAACAAUGAAGUCAUGCCUGUUGUGAGAGCUGGCCAAUCAGGAGCCAGCUUCGAAGGCCACCUGCGCUACGAGUCUCUGCCAAGGGUUAUGUUACAAGUCAAGGGAGAGGGUCGCCUGGACAAAGAGAGGGUUAGACCUCUCCGAAACCCACAAUGCAGCUCUUCUGCUUGUGGGCAGCAACCACACACACACUCCACACAUCCACAUGCUGCCGCCUGACCCCUGCCCCCGCCCCUGAAUAAUGGAAAUCAUAGAUUCAGAUUGGAUGAAGAGGCAACUGAAGGAAUUUUCAAAUGCUCUCGAAUAGUUUCUCCCUGACAAAGGGACAUAAUUGUUUAGUUCUGAUCUAGAAAGGUCUGAAAUUGUUUCUCAACAUUUUGAGACGGCGAAAGCACUAGGUGCUAACUUAUCAAGUAACUUUAUUUUAUUAGAUGCAAAACAAUAUUGAUGAGGUGGUACUCCCCCCUGCCUGACAGAGGUACUUUUAGGACACCUUUGUUUUGUCUCUUAUACUUUUAGGAGUUGUGUUGUAGUUAUUGUAUAAUAACAGUUUUUACUUACUUUGUCUGAAUUUACUUUUGCUUUUAAACUUUUACUUAAAAAAAUGAAACCUUUUGUAACAUAAUCAGUGGAUUAUUUACGUUGGCCGACAGAGCUCAACACACUGCAAAUUAAGAAAACACAUACAAAUAGAAAAAACACAUAUAUAUUAAGAAAAGAACUUCAUAAACUUGACAACACAUGCGCUGCAAAAAGUCACAACACAAGCAAACUCAAAAAAGUGAUGAACCUGGAUGUAGUUCAAUGCUUUGAGAGGUUCCACCAGCACUGACAAGUAGCAGAAGUAAAUGAAAUCUGCUACUCAUCAGUGGUGGUGGAACUUCUCAAAGCAUUGAACUACAGCCAGGUUCAUCACUUUUUAUGUCCCCUGGAAACAUUUCUGGUGUCGCUAUUUGCAGCGUGUCUCUGCAUUUGCUUAUGUUGUGACUUUUUGCAGCGCACGUGUCGUCACAUUGUUGAAUUCUUUUUUCUAAUUGACAAUUUGUUCCCAUUUGCAUGUUUUCUUAAUUUGCAAAGCGUUGAGCUCUCUCUGCCACCGUAAUUGUUCUAUGUGGUGGAAGUUUUACCCAACUCUGAAUGGUGGAUUUGUCAAGUGACAGCUGGUUGUUUAAUGAUUACUUUUUUUUUUUUGCGUUGGUAAUGUUUGAUAAUAAAAGGAAUAUUCUUUCAAUUAUUUGUGCAAAAUAUCUGUUGGUAGUACAUGUGUGAAAGUCUGUUGUAGCAUUGCAGCGGUUUAACUAGCGCGCUGGCUUUGGCUUCCUGCCUCGUGUGGGGGCCAAGGUGUUUUGUAAGGUGUUUUGUAUUCUCUCCUCUUGUGUCCACAGGUGCACGGUUGCGUGCACUUGGCUGUGUACCAGGUGUACCAGAGGAAGCUGAGGCGCAGGGUGAAAGAGGAGAGCGCAGGCUACGACCUGUGUGGGAGGCUGCAGAGGGACAGGGGGGGGGUGCUGUGUUCUCCGUA